UAGGAAGCGGUGAGAUAGUGUUCUCACUUUCCUUUCAAGUUUAUUCCGGCAUUUCAAGUUUUCUGUUUCGUUGGCUGCUUCUUUUCUGCUGGCUGUAAAAUUUUUAUGACUUCGUGGCUUGGGUGAGUGAACCCAAAAGUUAGUGGAUAGGACAUGGCUUCAUCAAAUGUCUGCCCGACCGAUGAUGCAAUUCAAGCAUUCCUAGAAUACUUGGUCUUCCCAAUGCUGCCUUCAAAAUCUUCUGUUCGAGAUAAUCCCACAUCAUGCCAACAGCAGUCAGUUGCAAAUCAGGUGCAUUCCGUUGUGUUGCUGUAUAAUUACUACCACAGAAGACAAUACCCUGAGCUACCAUUUUUGCCUUUUGAUGAAUUUUGCAAAUUGGCUGUGGUUCUGAAGCCAAGUUUGUUAGCAUAUAUGAAUUUCAUGCAACAGUCUGGUGAAACUGAACUCAAUGAUGUGGAGAAACAACUUUCUGUAGUAGAGAAAAUGGUCAUGGAUGCAUGUGAUAUAUGUACGUGUUUGGAUGCGUCAAAAAACGUUCCUAAUAUAGAGGGAUGGCCCAUUGCAAAAGUUACAGUCCUUUUAAUAGACCAUAAGAAGGAGAAUUGCUUUUUGCUUCUUAAUUCCUUCACUAAGGGAGUUUGGUCUGUGAUUGAAAAAGAUGUCGGCAUCUCCAGCCAAAGUUCUGAGGAUACAAAGGGAGCAAAAUCUACAUUAAAAAAGAAAAGAGUAUUAGAAAGCAUACGUAUUGACCAGGCUGAUGUUGUGCUUUUGGAAAGCCACACUCUGUACUCUCACAGCAAAGAGAAGACAACCUCCUCCUUCUUGAUCAUGCAGUGCUCCCAUUUGAUCAAUCAGGCAGUUUUUCAAGUUCCUAUCAAAGAUGUAAUUGAUAGCUUGCAAGGUCCUUUGAUCAAGAAGAGUACUAGCAGUUGGAUUGUCACCCCAGCUGUAGAAUACUUCCAUUUGCUUCCUUAUUCUAAAAUAAUCUCAGAGCAUCUUUCUAGAGGUACAUUCUCAAACAGUUUGCAAGAUUCAAAAGUUAUGAUGGUGGGCAGUCCUCUAAUGGCAGAAUCUUUUGCAAUUGAGGAUAUGUCUGGUGGUCUUGAUGGCAAGCCAAGCAGCAACAAUACUGAAUCACUGAAGCAGGAAGAAAAUAAUCGAAAGUGUGCAGGUAUACUGUCUUAUUGUAACAUGGAGCUCCAAAGUAUGAAUGUGGAAAACCGUUUGCUUGUUCCAUUUCAAGAGAAAGAGAAAUGUCAGUAUUUUGCCGAUAAUGUACAAGUCUGUAAAGAUCAAGAGACAAAAAAGUUAUCUGUGCAAAAUUAUGUAGAGGGCUCUGCCAAUGCUCUCAAGGUUGUGACAGCUAGGACACUCACCACUGAAGAUGGAGCCAACAAUCUUGCCACAUGUAACAAGAUUUUCACCAACACUUCAUCAAUAGAAGACACAAAAGAUAAGUGUACUCUGGUUACAAGUCAGUCCAGUUCUAACAAUCUUGAUCUUCAGAAGUUCCAAACUUUUUUAGCUUUGAAGGGGGAGAUACUGUCACAAACUUCCCUCAAAGUUCUUACUCAAAGGAGGAAUGAGCUGGCUCUCCAGCAGCGAAAGACAGAAGAUGAGAUUGCCCUGUGCAAUAAAAAAAUUGAGACAAUAUUAACUGGUGGGGAAGGUGAUUUGGAGUUAAAGAUAGAAUCCAUCAUAGAAGGCUGUAACGAUAAGCAUGGAAUGACAUCUCAAAUUUUGAGGACGAUUGCUUACCACCAUGUAUUAAGAGGAAAAGAUUGUCAGAGGCCGUCCUCAAUAUGCCAAGUCCAUGCCAGGAUAAAGGAACUAGAUGGCAUAUGUCACGAAAAUAAUUGGAUCCUGCCUACUUAUCGGGUAUCACCAUUGGAUGGUGGUUUCGAAGCUAAUGUAACUGUUAAAGGGAUGGACUUUGAGUAUUCAUGCGGGGGUAACCUGUGUCCAAAUCCUCGUGAAGCCAGAGAAUCAGCUGCUGCUCAGAUGUUGGCCGACUUAAGAAGUAAGGCGAAAUCAACCCAAAGCUAGUUUUGAUUCUCUCAUAUGGAAUCGUAAAAACGGCGUACUUGAGUCUUCUUUUGCGGGUGCUCGCAGCCUUUACCAUGUUCUGGGAAAGAACCCUGGCUUUUAUGUCAAUCUAGCUGUUUUUUUGGGGUUAAAAUGUAUUUGCCGAUAGUAAAGAUGAUGAUGAUGGGAUUACAGUGACACUUGUCAUAACGGGCAAGAAAAUGUUACAACUCUGGGAUGCAAUGGGUAUUCAGUUGUUGGAUGCAGGGAUUGCGUCUACGGAUUGCUUCAGUUUUAACUCAUCAUUUACUUGUUCUGGAAUAUUAUCAUA
Molecule: messenger RNA, 2359 nt
Organism: Prosopis cineraria
Lineage: Eukaryota; Viridiplantae; Streptophyta; Magnoliopsida; Fabales; Fabaceae
Exons: 12
Coding region: 154-2049 (631 amino acids)
Source: RefSeq, a predicted model, not a curated record